Molecule: messenger RNA, 1713 nt
Organism: Andrographis paniculata
Lineage: Eukaryota; Viridiplantae; Streptophyta; Magnoliopsida; Lamiales; Acanthaceae
Product: organelle RRM domain-containing protein 2, mitochondrial-like
Exons: 6
Coding region: 79-498 (139 amino acids)
Biological process (GO): mitochondrial mRNA modification
Cellular component (GO): mitochondrion
Molecular function (GO): RNA binding
Source: RefSeq, a predicted model, not a curated record
GUUUAUCAAGUGCCGAAGUACCUUCUAGACAUUCCAAAACCCAUCCCCCCGGCCACGCAUCGCGAGCUUAAACCCAGGAUGGCAUUGAAGGCGGCGACAUCUGCCAAUACUCCGAUUGGGAGGGGCUUAAGGGCUUUGUACUCAUCAUUUUCGAAUUUCCCGUUGAAUCCUUCACCGCCAAAAGUGGAGAAGCCGCCUCCUGCGGAGCCUUCGACAAAUUUGUUCGUCUCCGGGCUUAGCAAACGUACAACAACAGAAGGUCUCCGUGAUGCCUUUGCUAAGUUUGGUGAAGUUGUUCAUGCGAAAGUGGUGACUGAUCGUGUGUCUGGAUAUUCAAAGGGUUACGGUUUUGUGAAGUAUGCAACUCUAAAAGAUGCUGAAGCUGGCAUCAAAGGCAUGGAUGGUCAGUUUUUGGACGGAUGGGUUAUCUUUGCGGAGUAUGCAAGACCAAGACCACCUCCUCCAUUUCCAAACAACACACCUCAGGGCCCACAUUGAUGCUCGUCGACAGCUCUACUAGUUAAUGUAUACCAUUCAUCCAAACAGACAGUAAUUCAACCCAUUAUUUAAUGUUCCUGUGUCGAUUCAGACAGCGCUAGGUGCUUGUGUGCAGUCGUCGUCCAAUUAUAGCCUCACCUGAUAUUUGUGGCAAUCAAAUUGACAAUUUGUUCCACAUGUAGCAUCACUGUGCGCUCCACCACACAUGCUGCCUUGGCAUUCUGGAAACAUCUAUAUAUGGUUGUUAAGUACUUACUGUUCUGGAAACAUCCAUCCAUCUCGAAUAUAAAAAAAUCGCUGUUAUAGCUUGUUACUACAGCCUUCAGAAUAUAGCUUACCAUCUAUGUUCCAACUUGUGCAUUCUGGAAUUGUCUAACAAUAAAUGCAGGAGGAUGAUAACCGAACAUUGCGCUGGGGCCACUGAAAAUCAAUGGUGGGAGAAUGUGUGUGAAUUGGAUUACUUCCGUCUGUGACUAGAAUUACUGUUGCUUGUCCGCGUUGGCAGCCACUUAACCGCGGCUCCCGGGAUUAUAUUUUUAGCCUGUUGCCCAUUGCCCUAUAAAUAGGGACCCGGCCUCGCAGCGAAGAGAAGAAAUAGGGAAUUAAUCGAAGGGCGUCAUGGAGACGAUUCCCCCCAUUAUUUAGCUUAAAUUUUAGCGGCGUGCUCGAGCUUCGCGCCGAAACGUGUUGUUGCUUUUGUAGUGUGUUUCUCUGGUGAGGAAGUUAUGAAGUUUUUGUUGGAGCUCGUGGUGUGUGGUGCUGCAUCGUGUUCCAGUGAAGCUCGGCAACCGACGACGGAGGAGGCGAAAUAUCUUGUACCUGAGAGGAGAUUUCUGGUCGUUCAAGAGCCUACUCGCCGACGCACGUGGCGGAAGCAAGUCGGACGCGGCGAUUGGCGACCUUCGCUUUCGGCGAUCUCGGAAGAUGUGCUGAUGCCGGAGAGGAUUAACAGUAGUAAGGUCGAACGACCGGUUGCGGAGUGGCGGAGGGAACUGAAGAGGAAGGUUUCGUCGAUUUCGCAGCGAGAUAGGAACCGUUCGUUCCAUCACGAUGAUAGAAGGCGUAGAGAUUCCGCGGAGAUGAUAGCUGCGUUUGCUCCAGUGCCUUUCAUGUUUUGAAUGUGCACCUGUAGACUUUGUCCCCAAAUACAAUCAUCUUUGUAAUUGUAACCCCCAAUCAGCUUUCAGAUAUGAACAUGAUGAAAUCUGUGAUCAA